GGGUGGAUGCAGCUCUUACUCGAGGGGCAGGAGUAGGAACGUCCACUUAGCACGCGGUCCCUCCACGCCUCCACUCCGUCCCGGCGUAGCGCGGGGCUCGCGUCAUCUCGCCGGGCUGGUCCCCAUCUCGGCCACAGCGCUGGCUAUGACGUCAUCGCCCCGCGACCGUGCCGGGCCUGGGCCCGCCCCCCCAGUCGCCGGUCUCCGGCAACGCCUCAUCGUUUACCCCGACAUCCCAAUUCCAGACCCCAUUUCUACCCCCCAGGCUCUGGUCGCGGCCCCCCCACUCUCCCGUCCUCGCCAACCCUCAAGGGUCAGAGGUCCCGGGCUAUGAGCCGGAAGCGUCCCCGGCUCGUCCCUGAAACCUUCGGGGCUAAGAGACGACGAGGACCGGGAUGGUCCGGAGAGGAGCCCCCGGGGGUAGAGUCAGGGUCGGUGCUCAGGGCUCUGCGGGAGCUGGGCGAGCUGUUCCCCCGGCGCCUCUUCCAGGACGCUCUACCUCCCGUCGCCCUCAAGAGCCAGGUGUACAGCCUCGUGCCGGACCGGACCGCGGCCGACAGGCAGUUGAGAGAACUUCGGGAACAAGGGAAGAUUAGAGUCAUUCAACUUGGCUUUGACUCUGAUGCUCAGGGGAUUGUCUUCACUGAGGACUUCAGGACCAAAGCCCUGGAAUCUUGCAGGGGUCAGCCAUUUGAAGGGACAGUGCAGAGGUUUCUGGCCGUGGUGCUUCCAGCCUGUGGAGACCUCAGCUUUCAGCAGGAUCAGAUGAUCCAAACCUUUGGCUUUCGGGACUGUGAGAUCACGCAGCUGGUAAAUGCCGGAGUCCUUACAGUCCGAGAUGCUGGGAGCUGGUGGCUGUCAGUGCCAGGAGCUGGGAGAUUUGUAAAAUAUUUUGUUAAAGGGCGACAGGCAGUACUUGGGAUGGUUCGAAAGUCCAAGUAUCGGGAGCUGUCCCUUUCUGAGCUCUUAGGCAGACGAGCUCCUCUGUCUGUGCGGCUUGGCCUUCCCUACCAUGUACAUGAUUUAAUUGGAGGGCAGCUGCUUGACAUUGUCCCCACCACAUCUGGGACUCUCCUUCGCCUGCCUGAGACGUGAAGAUUUGGGUUUUCUUUUCCCAAUUCAUCUGUUGGACUGGGGAAUGAAGUAAGGUGUAGAUAUAACAUGCAGCCAGCAAGACGUCUUGAUGGAAGUGGCAUCUAGGGAGGGGUUACCCCUUGAAGUCUCUGAAGUUGAGACUACUGUUCGGUUCUCUAGGUGGAUGGGACAGAUAUCAUCACUGCUGUUUACAGGUUUGGGGUUUGGACCAUGCUUG
This is a messenger RNA of Phascolarctos cinereus (koala), 1312 nucleotides long. It is a transcript of the gene WHR1, whose product is annotated as winged helix repair factor 1. The record is from RefSeq and is a predicted model, not a curated record. NCBI's taxonomy places the organism in Eukaryota, Metazoa, Chordata, Mammalia, Diprotodontia, Phascolarctidae. Gene Ontology annotation, biological process: positive regulation of Ras protein signal transduction.